Messenger RNA from Etheostoma spectabile (orangethroat darter), 2670 nucleotides. It is a transcript of the gene mtfp1, whose product is annotated as mitochondrial fission process 1. Lineage: Eukaryota; Metazoa; Chordata; Actinopteri; Perciformes; Percidae. The transcript is spliced from 4 exons. The coding region runs from base 143 to 640 and encodes 165 amino acids. Gene Ontology annotation, cellular component: mitochondrion. The record is from RefSeq and is a predicted model, not a curated record. Gene Ontology annotation, biological process: mitochondrial fission.
GGGCAGCCAGUUGGAUGCUGCUGUAGUGAGUAGAGAUCACGCCCACUUCCCUGUCUCUGCACUGUGCUGUCUCUCUCUCUGCUCUCACCGAGUUAAUGUGGUAACGUUCCAGCACUAGGGGAUGUAAUAAAGGAAGGAAGUCAUGGAUCCAGUUGAAGAGAAAACAAGCAAAACGGUCGACAUUUAUCGCGAUACAUGGGUCCGCUUCCUUGGUUAUGCCAAUGAAGUCGGGGAGGCUUUUCGUGCUCUGGUACCAGUGAGUUUGGUAUGGGGCAGCUAUGCUGUGGCCACUAUGUACGUUACUGCUGAUGCUGUGGACAAAGGGAAGAAAGCAGCUCUGGCCCACGGGGACAACCCAGGGAAGACGACACGAGUAGCGGUGGCAGUGGUGGACACGUUUGUGUGGCAGGCCCUCGCCUCUGUGAUCAUCCCGGGCUUCACCAUUAACCGUGUAUGUGCUGCGUCACUACACCUGCUGGGCAGAACCACCAAGUGGCCCCUGCCUGUGCGCAAGUGGACCACUACAGCGAUAGGCCUCUCUACAAUCCCCUUCAUUAUUUCUCCUAUAGACAGGUCAGUGGAUUACCUGCUUGACUCUAGCCUUCGGAAGGUCUACAAUGAGGAAGAGAAGCACAAAUAAGGACGCAUCGUGCCGACCAAAAGGUUCCCUCCUGGGUAGAGACCAGUCCAGUCUACGCCGACCUGUGCUGGUUAUCCACCACUGUGAAGCACUAGUGUGAAGAAAAAUUUCAUGGGGCAGUUAUUCAAAUAUAUAAACAAAACAUUUAUUUCAUAAUUAUAACAUUUAUAUAAGUAAGUUAAGCUGUUCUUGCUUCGUGAAAUAACCCCUUGGGGAUCCUUAAUUUCAACCUCUUAGGGUAAUUUGGAUAGUGACACCAACAUUUUCUAAAACAGGAAUGUAACGUUAUGAAAUAUGUAUAAAUACUCAGUGAAAUCUUGCUUCUUGAGUUUACCUCAUGUCCAGAUGUCAAGGAGAUUAAAUACAAAUCCACACUUGCUGUGUUUAUUUGCCAUAGUGGUACUGUUAUUACAAGCCAAAUAAGCCAGUUUGCCAUAAUGUCCUUCUUAUUUAUUACUUACUUAAAGUUAGUCUUUGACUGUUUGUUUUUUUCUUUCUGAAUACAAAGGUUACUGCCACUUUAAAUAGUCCUCCAAUGGACUUUUUCAUUGUUUCAUUUUACUUUGUUGUUGGUCAUGGGAGUUAAAGUUUCCACUAGGACUAUUUAUUACACCACGGUUACAAUCUAUAUUAUUCUAAAUGGUAUAAGGUUCUUUUAAACUAGGAAUACUUGUACCAUUAAAUAGAAUUUCAAAUAUUUGAAUUAUUUCUCACCAAUAUCUAAACUGUAUUCUGAAGAUACAAGACUGUAACUUCUUCUGAAAAGGCAUACCAGUUUCAGACAUCUGUAGCUAAUUUAAAACUGUUUUGAAAUAUUAGACUUCUCCAAACAAGCUUUUAGUUUUGGGUGUACAAUUUAAACAGGAAUUCCAUCAGGAGAUUCCCAUCUAGUACAUGUGAAUUAAAUUUAAUGUUGAACUUUUCAAAUACUUGUGGAGGUUAGCGUCAUACUUAUGCAGAAACGGGUUCUUUUACAGAUACUGUACAUCUGUAUAAUUUCUUAUGCAUUUCUUUGAGGAGCCAAGUCAUAUAUUGUACUUAAAUAAUCACGUCAUUAUUCUGAUGGAAUUACAUUUCACUGGGAUUGUACCUCAUACAACACAGAUUCAUUGGUCGAUAUACUGUAUCUCAUGCUGAACUAUGCAAGGGAAACUCUGGAAUGUGUACAUACAUUAUCUUUGCAAAUGACAGGGAUUGUUUUCCCGCUGUUGUGAAAUAAGAAGGGAAAUCUUAUAUGAAAUGUAGCUUGAAAUUAGACAGAGGAACAUGCUGUAUUGGUAAUGGUUAUCAUUGCCAACACAUAUUUACAGUGUACCAUUUUAGCAAUAAGUUUAGUUUCAUGUGUUUGUGUCAAUCCAUAUUCUUUGUCAUGGAGAGUUAUGCUGAAAGAAACACAAUUGUUAAAACUUGGGGUGCACCAAUUAUGUUUUUACUUGCUGAUGCAACCUGUUCAGUAUUAUUUAAUCAAACCAGAUCAGGUCAGAGUGCACAAUGUUUUUUUUUUUGUCAUUUUAAAAGAUUCAAAAAAAAAUGUGCUCAAGGCUCCAGUGUGUGCAGUUUGGGAUGUUUAAAUUCACUUUUACCUUGUGUAAGGGUAUGGGUCCAAAAUGUACUUCUUCCAUUCAUCAGCCAAAUGGCUAGUGAAUGUUCAAAUUUUACCAGCCACGCAAUAGAUUACAAUUGUUUUUUGGCUGAGUGAACCAAAUCUACUUGACACUAUUUUACCAGCAUUUGGCUAGUAGAUGGUGCUAAUUUUUGAUGCUGGGUAUGGAUAUUUUUAAUGUUAGGCAUUUUGACUUGUCAUAGCAGGGAAACUACAAGUAAGUAAUAAAGGCCCAUACUUUCUUUUAGUGUCCCAGUAAGCCAGUGAUUAAGUGUGUAUUGUAACAUGGCCCUGGAACGAGGCUUUAAUUAGCAUAUUGGUGCACCCCAAUCUAUUCAUAUUCAGUUUUACCAUUUUAGAUUGUACACAGAACUUUUGGGUAUUUUUAUUGUUGCAUGCUCCAAAUAAAAAGGAACUGUUUACUUUU